AUGGAUACCAUCAAGCAAGCAUACGAUGACGCGAAGAAGGAGCAUGAGGACGUGAAGGCGAACUUGAAAAGGCUAGUGGACUUGCGGAGUGGAGCAGAGCCUAAAUGGCAUGGAGAGCUGGCUGUAUAG
Paraglomus brasilianum is the source of this 129-nucleotide messenger RNA. NCBI's taxonomy places the organism in Eukaryota, Fungi, Glomeromycota, Glomeromycetes, Paraglomerales, Paraglomeraceae. The record is from the annotation of a GenBank genome assembly.